Molecule: messenger RNA, 369 nt
Organism: Psylliodes chrysocephalus
Lineage: Eukaryota; Metazoa; Arthropoda; Insecta; Coleoptera; Chrysomelidae
Source: the annotation of a GenBank genome assembly
AUGUAUAGGACUGAGGAUAUUAUGAAGAAGAAGAAGGAGCUUAAGGAAAUGGAGUAUAAUCAGAGUAACAUUGAAGAAAUUAUGAAAAAUUAUGGGAUAUCGCAAAAGGCUAAGGGUGUGAAGUUAUCUGUAGUAAAGUCGGUUAUUACAUUUGAUGAUUACAUCGAAUGUCUCGAUAGUUGGACAUCGAAGACUGUUUCUCAAAAUCUGAUACGAUCAGACCAACAUAUAGUCCAUUCCAUUACACAGACGAGAGUAGCUCUUUCUCCCAAUAAUGACAAGCGGUACCUGGUUCAUGGAUCAGAUGAUACAUUACCGUGGGGGCAUUAUUCAAUCGGGGAUAAAACUAAAGUGUUACUAGAUAUCUAA